GUCCUGCCCAAGGGCUAAUUACAAAACCGCGUCUAGAAAUAAAGGAGCGCUCCGAACGUUGGCUUCCCUGCUUUGACCUACACACCCCCAAAUCCACACCAAUUUCUCUCCAAAAUGACAGAGAAAUCGAGAAGAACCAACUUCUAAUUCUCCUUUCCUCACAAAGAAAUGACGGAAAAGGGUGCAAUCACAGAAAACGAAUGAGGUGCAAACGCCAUCCGUUCGAACAGGGCGUAGGCGUCUGCGCUGCCUGUCUCAGGGAGCGCCUUUUAGCUCUCAUCGAAGCCCAGUCCAAAGAAAAUCGCCGGAAAUCUGACCCACAGCCACCGCCUCCGCCUCCCCUUGCCUUCCCACGCUCCGUCUCCCCCUACAUCUGCCGCCGCUCCGACACGUGGCAGCACCACAACCAACAUCAGUUCUACAGCACCCCGCAGGUCGGCCCCACCUUCUCGUCCAGCACAAAGAAGAAGAGCCGCUUCUCCGUGUUCUCCUCUCUCUUCGGCGCUUCCAGAUCUGAGGAAACCGAGAGAGAUAAUACAGUCCCGAUCUCAUCCACGUCAUCCUCAUGGUUCUCCGCCUUCCGCAAGAAGAAAUCGCGGCUCUUCUCCCUCGACGAUGAGAUCUCCGGCAACGGCGCGCGGAGAUCGUGCCGGACGAGAGAUAGGGGGAUGUCGCCCAAGGAAGGCGACGAAACGCCGAUCCAGAGCGGGUUCUCGGUGGGAUCCUCGCCCGGGUGGAGGAAAUCAGCACCUGUAACGGCCGUAUCGGCGGCACCGAGGAGGUCGCAGCACGGACGUAAUGUAUCGGGUUUCGCUUUCUGCCUCAGCCCGUUGGUGAGGCCGAGUCCGAGUCGGCACCGAUCCGACACGGGCUUUUCGGACGAGUUGCGGAGCGCGAAUCGGCACCAUUUGUCUACGGCCGCCUCGCUUUGCGCAAACAGGUCGAGAAAGCUUGCGGAUAUCGGAAGAGCCAGCCUGGCCAGGACCACCUCAAGCCAAUGCUAGGGUAGACCUUACCAGACCAAUCAGGUCUCGGGUCGUGACAAAGCCAAAGCCUAGAUAACUCGGGCGAGGGUAGGCCCAAUCCCAACCAGUUCGUUUGCUUGUAAUUAGUGCUUCUGGAUCAUCCAACAGAAUUACCCCAUCGUAAAAAUGGGAUGAACCAAAAAAAAAAAAAUCAUGCUGACCAACGUAUUUGGAAGUUUGUAGAUUGUAAUUCAUUGUUUUCCAUGGUGUGGCCCAGUCGUAUUGCUCAUAUGCCAUUCAAGGCGUGCAUUAUAUGAGCUGCACUAUAAUCAUCAUGGGACACACCAUUAAAAAAAAAAAAAAAAAAAGAAAAAAAAAAAGAAGAA
Magnolia sinica is the source of this 1351-nucleotide messenger RNA. RefSeq lists its product as uncharacterized. The coding region runs from base 201 to 1004 and encodes 267 amino acids. Lineage: Eukaryota; Viridiplantae; Streptophyta; Magnoliopsida; Magnoliales; Magnoliaceae. The record is from RefSeq and is a predicted model, not a curated record. The transcript has 2 exons.